AUGCGCCAAUUCCUUGGUCUCUGGGCCCUUGUGGCUCAACUUUUCCUCAUUUCCACACUCAUUUCCAUCUUAUCAAUAGGCAAUGCAGUUGCUGCUGGCAACUAUAUGGACCGCUUUAACAUUCCGGCAAACCACAUCCAACUGGAAUGGGCCAAGUCCGGCUCGGGCCUGCAAGCCUACGAAUACAAAGGGAAGACGUACAAGUGGCUCCCGCGUAACCAGACAGCGGGAGUCAAAGUGGGUUAUGCAGCAAUGUGGGAUCGGUCCAGUAAGGGCUACUGCACACGAAACGAUGCAGAGAUAGACACUCAGCGUUAUUUAGGCCAGCGGCUUAUGGCUGUGGGGGCAUGUCCUAAUUAUGGGAAGUACAUUGCAUUUGUCGAUAGGGCGGGAAGUCCAGCAGAUGAUAUAGAUAGGUUCACCAACGAAAUUCAUGGAAACACGAUGCCGUUCUCGACGCAGGGCUGCUCCUCUUCCGCCUCACCCGGAGCAUCUGAAGUACCCAUGGACAAGUCAGGAUGGAGUAUGUAUUCUGGGUAUUUGGUCAAAUGCCCAUUUAACCAGGCUGUCUAUCAGAAUGAUAUGCUGCAAGACGCCGAGUAUGACCCCGAAGUCUGCAACUUUGUCACUUUAGACAAUCCCCUGGUCUUCCUUGAUACCUCAUUGCCAGGAGCAUCUCUAGCCAACAAAGCUUAUGCCUUCCACGGGAAAGGAGGGCACCAAGGAUAUGACUUCGUUGGGAGCGGUGUCGGCUGUCCCCCCUACUCCCCUCCUCUGAAGACGCACUCUAUGAAAACUCCCAGCCUCGCUAGCGACCCGUUCCUGUGUUCCCAAUUGUCACGUUGCACCAGCAUGUGCUGGCCCUGGGACACGAACAGGCCCUGCUACCGCAGCUUACCUGCCUCUUUCAACCACUCCACUUCAGAGUGUCUUAUCCUUGGAUACCACACGCAAACGUAUAUGGGAAGCAAUUGUGCAGUCAAGACAGCAACGGAUUCAAAUGCGAAGUACUGUGUGAAAGCCCACAAGACUGUUGCUUCGUCGAACUACACAUACGUCACGGCGUUCACCAGACCCGAUUACGAAACAGCUUGCCCUCCGAGAGAACCUUUGAAGAACGUCAUGUUUGGGACCAUUUCAAACGGAGUGUGCACUCAGCUGAAAGCGACCUCUUCUUCCACAGGAGCAGCAGGACAGUGCGGAGAGGCAGUUUUCGAGGCAAGCAGCGAUGACAGCCCGUCCGGGGUGGGAGGUACUGGUAGCUCAUCGAUAUUUUGGUCUACAUGGUUGCCUGACGGCUCUAGCAACAGUCAGACGGGCACCUGCAACCUGUAUUCCACAGUACCGAAUUGCAUAUUUACAGUAGACGGGGCGAUUUCUUUCACUGCGCUGAGUGCCGCUGAUCCCAGUCUUGCAAAGGAACCCCCUUCUGAAGCCAUCCUUCCAGGGCCGUGCUCCUCUAACCCUUGCCAAAAUGGUGGCACAUGUGAACUUCCCAGUGGGACGUGCAAGUGUCCUGCUUGCUUCACAGGGGCCAACUGUGAGACUCCAGUGUCAGGAUGUUGCAGUUCGGACGCGGACUGCAACGGUCACGGAUCGUGCGAAAGCAACAAGUGCAAAUGCAACGCAGGAUUCAGUGGUGCAAUGUGUGAAACUGGAGCUUGUGACAAUGUGACCUGUAUGAAUGGUGGCACCUGUCAGAUGCCCAGCGGGGCCUGCAGCUGCGCUGACGGAUAUAUGGGCUCGCGAUGCGAAACCAGCGUUUGUGACACAGUCGUUUGCGAAAACGGCGGGGAGUGCGAGAUGCCAUCAGGAAAGUGCAAAUGCCCCGCCUGCUUUUCGGGAGAUCGCUGCCAGACCGAAAACCCCCGGUGCUGUGAAGCAGACAAUGAUUGCAAUGCCCCUCAAGGCACGUGUGUAUACAACAGCUGCCAGUGCGCCCCUUCGGUUACGGGAGACAAAUGCGAUAAUAGCGGGUGCGCUGGAGUCACUUGUUUGAACGGUGGCGUCUGCAACGACUUGACGGGGCACUGCAAGUGCCCCAAGUGUUACAGCGGGCUCAACUGCGAGACCUUUGAAAGCAACUGCUGCGAAUCUGACAACGAUUGCAAUUCGCCCAAUGGUGUUUGCAACAGUUCUAACGUAUGCGAAUGUGCUCCGGAGUUUCCAGCUCCCAAUUGCAAGGACUUGUGCUCAGACGUGCAUUGCAGCAACGAUGGAAAAUGUGACCCGAAAACUGGACAGUGCGAAUGCCCACCUGGUUGGGGAGGGAUCGAGUGCACUGUACAAAAGCCUUGCGGAGAAGGUGGAAAGAUAUGCUCGGGGAACACCACAUGUGAUGCUGCAACCUCCACCUGCGUAUGCAAGCCAGGUUAUACAGGCGAGGACUGCACAGAAAUGUCUCCGGAGUGCAGUGAGCUCUGCAAAGUGGGGGGGAAAAUCAUAAGGGACAGUGAAGGAGAGUGCACCAUUGAUUGCUACUCAACGUGUUGCAAAUACUUGGUGGGAACAUGCGGAGAACAGUCGGAUGAUAACAAAGAACAGUGUGUUAAAGACGCACUUGGCGCAACAGAGGAGGAGGCAUGUUGCCUUGCACGCGUCGAGGGGAUCAUUAUAGCAGUUCUACUGCUUGGAGGCGCUGGAGGGAUGUACUAUAAGAAUAGUCAUGGGCCACCUCCUUCGACUUCCCCACCGGAAAACCCAAUAGAUGAGACAGUGGGGGGAACAGACCGACCAGCUAGGGCCGAGUCAGCCAUCUCAGUCGACUUCGAGGACUAUGCAAGUACCCCCGAUGAUGCGACAGGUGACAUUCACGCGGAAGGUGAAACCGCGCAAGAAGCAGAAUGGGAUGGUAUGCCUCAUGCCACGCUCGCAGCUUAA
Messenger RNA from Eimeria maxima, 2880 nucleotides. RefSeq names its product EGF-like domain-containing protein, putative. Gene Ontology annotation, biological process: establishment or maintenance of epithelial cell apical/basal polarity; heterophilic cell-cell adhesion. NCBI's taxonomy places the organism in Eukaryota, Apicomplexa, Conoidasida, Eucoccidiorida, Eimeriidae. Gene Ontology annotation, cellular component: plasma membrane; protein-containing complex. The record is from RefSeq and is a predicted model, not a curated record. Bases 1 to 2880 code for a protein of 959 amino acids. The transcript is spliced from 6 exons.